This is a messenger RNA of Pelobates fuscus (common spadefoot toad), 1588 nucleotides long. RefSeq names its product pyridoxamine 5'-phosphate oxidase (gene PNPO). Gene Ontology annotation, molecular function: FMN binding; pyridoxamine phosphate oxidase activity. The record is from RefSeq and is a predicted model, not a curated record. The transcript has 7 exons. Bases 81 to 863 code for a protein of 260 amino acids. NCBI's taxonomy places the organism in Eukaryota, Metazoa, Chordata, Amphibia, Anura, Pelobatidae. Gene Ontology annotation, biological process: pyridoxal 5'-phosphate biosynthetic process; pyridoxine biosynthetic process.
CGUAUCCACGACAACUGACCUCGGUUCUCCUUCCCCCUCUCAACUUUGUACUGACGCGUGACGUCAUGCUGUAAAGCUUCAUGCUGCGGGGAUUUAGGACGUUGCUGUCACGCGCCGUUUGCCCCAAUCAGCCGUUUCCGGUGGCCCGAGCAGCCGGUGGCCGGACUGGAAGUGACGUCAUGGAUUUAGGGUCGAUGCGGAAGAGUUACCGGAGUGAUGAAGAGGCAUUUGAAGAAAGCCACCUAGCUUCCCUUGAUCCAAUUAUUCAGUUUAAUUCCUGGUUCCAAGAGGUCGCUCAAUGUUCAGGCAUUGCAGAGCCAAAUGCAAUGUGUCUGGCCACAGCCACCAGGGAUGGGAAACCGUCAGCCCGCAUGGUCCUCCUGAAAGGAUUUGGUUCCGAUGGCUUUCGAUUUUACACAAACAGAGGGAGUAGGAAAGGAAUAGAGCUGGAAGAAAACCCUGUUGCCUCUCUUCUCUUUUUCUGGGAGCCCUUGAAUCGACAGGUUCGGAUUGAGGGUUCUGUGGAGCAGCUUUCAGAUGAGGAAUCUAACAAAUAUUUUCACUCUCGUCCCAAAAGUAGCCAGAUUGGAGCAGCUGUGAGCAGACAGAGUCAAGUUAUUCCAGACAGAGAGUAUCUGCGCACAAAGAAUGCUGAGCUAGAGGAAGAGUACAAGGAGAAAGAGGUGCCCAGACCUCCUGAGUGGGGAGGAUACAUUAUUCGCCCAUCUGUGAUGGAAUUUUGGCAGGGACAGACCAAUCGUCUGCAUGAUCGUAUUGUUUUUCGCCGCCAAAACGGAGAAGAGCACAGUCCCUGGACACACAAAGGGGAAGGGGGUUGGGUUUAUGAGCGUCUUGCUCCAUAAUGUCAUGGAUACAUAAGUUAUUCUACUUAUUCCAUUGAUGACCAUUUUGAGAGAUUCCACUGUGCCCAUCGCUGAUGUGUCUACCUCGAAAUGAUUGUGUUUGAUUGUCCUGUACAGUGAAUAUACACCUAUCAACUCCUCUGUGGGCUGAGUCUUGGUGGUGCCUCACGUGAUGUGAGCCAAUGUGCCAUAACCACCAUUGUACGUGACAUUGGCCCUGUAUCUCCACCCUCAUAUUGUGCCGUUGAGAAUGUACUUUAAACUGACAUGGUGUAAUUAGAUGUUAUGGUAUGUGAAUGGAUACAUGCAAUCAGUUUAUAUAGGGAACAGAUAUCUAAAAGAUAAAGGUUAUAUUGAAUAAGCUUUGGUAAACCAACUGUUAAAAAAAACACUUGUCACAUAGAGGAACUUGUUAAAAUAAAUGGAGAACACAAUAUUGUGUGUUGCCUUUCUAUUAUUUUUUUUACCUUUGAACAGAAUGUGCUCUGGCUUGUAAUAGCUUAUAUAUUAACAUUACUUCAGCGGUGCAGAACUAUAACUCUCUUCAUGUUUUUGAAGUUUUAAGGCCAGCAAAGAAUCAUGGGUGUUGUAGUUCUAUAAUAGGUGAGCAUGCAUAGCAUUAUUUUUAGCCACUAUGGUGUACUGAUAUAACAAGGUACACAACAUUUAAGGGAUACCCCACAUCAUCAUGGUCAUUCACUCAAUUGAGAGUUUAAAGUGGCUUU